Molecule: messenger RNA, 7891 nt
Organism: Austrofundulus limnaeus
Lineage: Eukaryota; Metazoa; Chordata; Actinopteri; Cyprinodontiformes; Rivulidae
Gene: atg2a
Product: autophagy related 2A
Exons: 42
Coding region: 381-6407 (2008 amino acids)
Biological process (GO): piecemeal microautophagy of the nucleus; reticulophagy; glycophagy
Cellular component (GO): phagophore assembly site; phagophore
Molecular function (GO): protein-membrane adaptor activity; phosphatidylinositol-3-phosphate binding
Source: RefSeq, a predicted model, not a curated record
CAUACCAGUAGUUGGCGUAUGAUAACAAUAAACAACCCCGAACAAGAGGUACGCACCAACAGGACUUGUCGCUCGUAUUCGACAGAAACGAAACAAAAGCAUGAAGCGAGAAAGCUACAUUCGGUUGGAGUAAGCCUUUCUCACUUAGCGCAGGGGUCUUUUCGGUCCUGACACGAAGGGUUUUGUAGUCUUUGUGUCCAGCCAAAAGGGGAGAACUACAGUUACGGGUUUACCUCUUCCUUAGCCGUUUAGCUAGCUGUGGCUCAUUCCUAGUUUUUGCACACUUUGUUCUAGUCUGUUAUGCCGUUACCAGAGGGCUGUCAUCGCACUCGUUCUCCUCAGCCUCCUCUCCGCUCCCUCUCCCCGCUCUCUCUGGCCCUAUGUCUCGGUGGCUUUUCCCCUGGUCAGGCUCCAUCAAGAAGCGGGCCUGUCGGUACCUCUUGCAGCACUACCUGGGUCACUUUUUGCAGGAGCGACUGAGCCUGGACCAGCUGGGCUUGGACUUGUACAACGGCAACGGGGUCAUCAAGGACAUCAACCUCGACGUGUGGGCGGUCAACGAGCUUUUGGAGUCUAUUGGGGCUCCCCUGGAGAUAGUGGAGGGCUUUGUGAGCAGCAUAACAGUGACCAUUCCUUGGCAAGCUCUCCUGACUGAUCAUUGCACCUUAGAAGUUUCUGGUCUCCAGAUAACAUGUCAGCCCAAGUACAGAACCAAUGGGAGUUGGGACUCACAGGGCUGGUCGUCCAGUAUGACCUCCAGCAUGCAGCUGGCUCAGGAGUGCCUAAAGGACCCACCGGAGGCAUCCGAGGAGCCACCUGCCCCUCUGGAGGGCCUUGAGAUGUUUGCACAGACUAUCGAGACAGUUCUUCGUCGUAUCAAAGUCACUUUUCUAGACACAAUCGUCCGCAUUGAGCACCAGCCUCCAGGCCUGAAAACAGGUGUUGCCUUAGAAGUGCACAUCGAAAGGCUGCAGUAUUUUGAUGAAGCAGUGAGAGAUCCAGCCAGCCAGACUGCCGUGCCUGUCGAUAUCCACCAGCCGCCCGCCUUUCUGCACAAGAUCCUGCAGCUGAGCGCCGUUCAGCUGUUCUACGACAGAAUCGGCGUAGUGCAUGGUUCUCCUGAGGAGAAACAUCCAAAUUUAGCCACAGACAGUGAAGCAGAGGAAGAGGACCAUGAGGAAAAAGAGGAAGAACCCAAAACCUUGAAAACCUCUUCUGGUCCUCCGUCUCAGCCUCUGCUGAUAGGACGCUGCUCCGGUUUCGUCGAAACCAUCGUUAAGAUCAAACAGAACGACAUGCUGCCAGGACCAAAGUUGGAGUUGGAUGGGAAGGUGGGCUGUGUCCACCUGCUGCUGUCUCCAGAUCAAAUAACCCAUCUAACCGACCUUCUGUCUGCCCUGUGCAUCGAUACUGAGCCAGAGACAAAGUGUGGUGGAGGAAAAAGUCGUCCUUUAGACUCGGACGACUUUCGGAAGAUUGAGGAGGACCUCAGUAAGCAGCUGGGCUCCAGUCCCAGAGACAGGGAGUGGGAAACCGAGCCGGAUCUGGAGUCCUUCGUCACCACUCUGGAGAAUGGAGAAAUGUUUUAUUCCAUGGGUCCUGCUGGUAUGAACAGCAGCGUGACGUCUGUUCGCUCUGGCAGCGAGCUGUCAGACAGCGACAUGGACUCGUCCACCCACAGCCUGUGCAGCCUCACGCAGCCGGCAGCUCUGGUAGCACAGGGUUUGGUGAACUGUCCCAGGAGAUAUCCUGUGGUUGGCUGCCUGUCCAGUUUACCCCAGGCCAGUCGGCCCAGAGGCCGUUCACACAGCGGCCAGGUGGAGCAGCUGAAAACUGAAUCCUUGUUGAGACUGACCAUCGGCGGGAUCACGCUGACCAUGCUGCAGGAAGACCCGCCCUCUAAGUCCAACGGAGCGUCGUCAUUGGCUCACGUGUCUAGAUCAUUUUUCGAAGAGUUGUGCAAUUUCAAGGACAGCAUGUUCAGCGAAAAGAACUUCAGCAGUUUGAGAGAUGGCUUCGCGAAAGCCUGUCCGCACUCCCAUCUCAGACUGACGGGGGCAGCAGUGCAGGUUGUCUGUGAGAUGCGCAGUGGGAGACGUCGCUGUCGGGCCGUGACCUCUGACCUUUCUUUCAGCAGACUGGAACUGUUAGAGUACCUCUGGCAGGAUGGAACGCCUCAGUACUCUGAGUUACUUCAGUUCCAGAAAGCUGGUUUGUUUACAGUUGGAGCUGCAGCCCGACCGUGUGCCCAGCUUCACUACAGCCUCACUGAAAAACUCCUGUAUAAAGGUAAACAGCGCGUGCUGCGGCGGGACAGCGUCGUACGGGUGGAGCUGUCGGAGCUCAGCGCUGAGCUGGACCUGGACAUCUUGAGCCGACUGGAGAACCUCAGGAAAGCCUUCAGCUACUGUCCUUCCCAGGGUACUGGAUCAGGACUCGUAAAGACGCAGAGCUCUGAACUCAGCUCCUCCUUCACUCUGCUCUCCCCCAACGCCACACUGAGGCUUCGCUUUCCCAUCCCAGACCUGCGGCCCCCACCCAAACGAAGGCCGCCAACCCAGAGGGCCGUCCGGGAGGAGACCCUGGUGCUGGAGCUGAUGGAGCUGGAGCUGAAGCACCAGGAGGCCCCAGACCUCCAGAGCGAGCAGGCGGGCCCGGGGAAGCCGUGGACUCCCUGUCUGACGCAGCUGCUGGAGGCCACGUUCACCGAUUUGCACGGGUCGUAUGAGGGCUGGGAGGGAGGCUCCUUCCCUUGUAUCAAAGUGAAGAGAAGUCGUGACGUUCUGCCGGGGAUAUCGGUUCGCGUGCGUGGAGGUGAAGCUCAGGUCCCAUCAGCAGGUCUGAACCUGGGCCUCAUCAAAGACCUGGGGGCCACUUUUUUUGAAAGUCACUGUGAAUUUACGGAGAACACCAGCUCCCCGUUUUCUUCCAAUCGCACCAUGUUUGAGACUGAAGAGAUGGUGAUUCCAGCCGACCGAGAGGAGAUGUUACAGUUUCAGGAACAGUGUGUGGCUCAGUGUCAGUGUGCUGUGGAUAUAACCCUGCCCAUGGCGUACGUCCUCCUGCCCAGCAAACAGGCUUUCCAGAGCAUCUACAACAGGAUCAAUAACGAUCUCUUGAUGUGGGAGCCGCCUCCCCCUCCUCCUCCCCCCUCGGCCCACAGCCCCAGCCAGAGCCGCCAGAACCACGACGAGUUCCAGCUGUGCAAAUCAGCCUUCAGACUGGACUCUGAUUCUGAAGAAGAUGAGCCUGCGUUUUAUUUGGCCAGUGACUCAUCUGGAAGGAUGCAGCAGUCAGCUCCUCGCCCCAGCCACAACCUCAGCCUCCUCUCCCUCACUGUGAUUAUUGGGAAGGGGCGCCUCCAGGCCAGAACUGACAGGAAGGAUGAUGAAACUCACGGGGAGAUUGUGCUGGACCUGGAAGGGGGGAAGAUGUUCAGUGUGGCACAACAUCAAAAUAACCCCAAUCUGAAUUUCUUGUGUUUGGAGAGCAAACGAGUGGAACUCUACCAUCAAGCUGUGGUGAAAGACAGCCCCGUCCCGCUGCGGUUGGACAUGCCCAGCUUCACUCCACCGGAGCACUUGGACCCCACCAUCUACCCCACCGAGGUGGGGGUGAGCAAUGUGAGCAGGAGGGAAGGGGAGCUGCAGAUGUUGUCCACAGCCAUAAAAAUCACUCUGGACCUCGAGCGGAACGUCAAAGAGUUCCUCGUCGCUCUUCAACUUCAAGGCGCCACCAUACGACACUACGUAACACAGACCGACCACAGCUGGCAUGAGCAGCUGGUCGACUUUCUGGAUGUAAUUGAUGAUCCCAUUCUGGGAUACACACCACCAGCCAUCAUCACUGUCCUCCACACACACCUCGCUACUUGUGCCGUAGACUACAGGCCUUUGUAUUUGCCCCUUCGAGUCUUGUUCACAGCAGAGUCGUUCUCUCUGUCCACUAACAUCAUCGUAGACACUGCCACCUUCCACCUCAGAUUCAUCCUGGAUGAUUCUGCUCUCUACCUCUCUGAUAAAUGUGUGUCUGACGCCGUGGACCUGAGGAGAGAUUAUGUGUGCGUUCUGGACAUCGACCUGUUGGAGCUCGCCAUCACCACCUGGAAAGGCAGUAAUUCUGGGAAACUGUCUCAGCCUCUCUUCGAGCUCCGCUGCUCCAACAACGUGGUUCACCUUCACACCUGCGCCGACUCUUGUGCCGCCCUCGUCAACGUGUUGCAGUACCUGGUUUCCCAGGGUGACCUGCAUCCCCCGCCUUGCCACACCCUGCCCACUGAAAUCGCUGGCCAGAAAUUACCCUUAUCAGAAAGUCCUGCGUCUUUGCCGCCCUGCCUUCCUGCUGAAACCGCAGAGAUCAACCAGUACGACCUGGCUGAUGCCUUAAUCGACACGGAGAAGAGCCACGGCGAAGACGAUACAGAAGCAGGUCCACCAUCAGUGCCGAGGGGCUCCCCCGUCUCUGUCUACUUGUUCCCCGGCGAAGCCUCGAAGCACAGCCUGUCUGGUCUGCAGAGGGAUGACUCUGAGCUGGACGGUCUGGUUUCCACUGCGAUGGAGGCGCAGGCAGACAUGGUGCUGGACGAAGGCUCGGACGGCUCCGCCGACAACGAUGACUUCUGCAUCCUGGAGGCGCCUGGGAUGGGAAUACCUCCCAGAGACGGGGAGCCCGUGGUCACUGUGCUUUCCCAGACGCCCAUCAGGGUGAAGGACAGUCACUUCUCCAGGCCUCGAGGCAGCUCAGACCUGCUCCGAGCUCCCAGUGGGUUCCCCGUGCCGCACAGCAGGGUGGUGCUGAGGGAGAUCUCUGUGGUCUGGCAUCUCUACGGGGGGAAGGACUUCGGCGGAAAGCCCAUGUCCGUCCACCCUCAGAGCACCAACAGGGGUCGGUCCGUCCCCGCUGGUGUCCGUGCGUCUCCAUCUCGCUCCGUCGCCUCCUCCCGUCCACAGAACUCAUGGCGCUGGACUGGAGGCAGCGGCCGUCAGCACACGCUGCUGAUGGAAAUCCAGCUCACCAAGGUGUCCUUCCAACACGAGUCGUACCCAGUGGCAGUAGCGGGGCAGGACGGGGAGGGCGUGGCGGUCGCGGGGGUCCUUCCCAAUGGGGAGCAGCCCCUCUCCAGGCAGGUUUUCAUCGUCCAGGAGCUGGAAGUUCGAGACAGGCUGGCCUCUUCACAAAUCAACAAAUUCCUCUACCUCUACACGAGCGAGAGCAUGCCACGGAGAGCUCACUCCAAUAUGCUGACUGUGAAGGCCCUGCAAGUAUUACCAGAAUCUGGUCUUGGCGGUCCUGAGUGUUGUCUGCGGGUCAGUCUGCUGCCUCUACGGCUCAACAUCGACCAGGAUGCACUGUUUUUCUUGAAGGACUUUUUUAGUAAUCUAGCUUCCUCUGUUAACCCUUACCUGCCUGUGGACUCUGCAGCUGAAGUGAAGGCAGAUCCCUCCCAGAAGGGCUCUGAAGAGGCAGAUCCAGCUGCUGGUCUGGGACCUGACCUCUCUGCGUCUGUAGAAACUACAAACAGUGAGCAGAGCUCCUCCUCUGCUGGCUCAUCGUCAUCCUCUGACCAGCCAAUCUACUUCCGGGAAUUUCGUUUUACUUCAGAAGUGCCUAUCUGGCUGGACUAUCAUGGCAAACACGUUGUCAUUGAGCAGGGAACGUUUGCAGGGAUUCUGAUCGGUCUGGCUCAGUUGAACUGUUCUGAGUUGAAGCUGAAGAGGCUCUGCUGCAGACACGGUCUCCUCGGCGUGGACAAAGUGAUUCAGUACGCCGUCACAGAGUGGCUGACUGACAUCAGGAAGAAUCAACUGCCGGGCAUUCUGGGAGGAGUCGGUCCCAUGCAUUCAGUUGUCCAGCUGUUCCACGGAGUGAGGGAUCUGUUCUGGCUGCCCAUAGAGCAGUACAGGAAGGACGGACGCAUCAUCCGGGGUCUCCAGAGGGGAGCAGCUUCCUUCGGCACCUCCACUGCGUCGGCUGCCCUUGAGCUCAGCAACAGGCUGGUUCAGGCCAUCCAGGCUACAGCAGAGACCGUGUACGACAUCUUGUCUCCCACGCCUCCCCUGAGCCGCUACGCCAUCACCGAAGGCCGGGCCCCUUCCAGCAGACCCCGAAGAGCCGCUCAGCCCGCAGACCUCCGAGAGGGAGUGGCCAAGGCCUACGACACCGUCAGAGAGGGAGUGAUCGACACAGCUCAGACCCUGUGUGACGUAGCGUCUCGUGGCCACGAACAGAAGGGUCUCCCCGGCGCUGUGGGCGGCGUCCUGCGACAGAUCCCGCCCACCGUCGUCCGACCCCUGAUUGUAGCCUCCGAAGCCACCUCCAACCUCCUUGGUGGCAUGCGGAACCAGAUCAAACCGGACGCGCGGAAAGAGGAUUUCCUCAAGUGGCGCACAGAGGACACGCAGGAAUAAGGACCGUGUGUUUGGGUGUGUGAGUCUGUGCACGUGAGAACGAGUGUGUGAUUGUGUUGUGGGAAAGUUUCAGCUGUGAGAAUCCUGGUGUUGAUUGUGGAUUUGUGUAUCUGUCUGUGUGCGUGCGUGCGUGCGUGCGUGUUUGCUCUAAUGCAAAAAACAAAGCAAAGACUAACUAGUACUGCAGUUACUGACAGUGUUUUUUGUCGCUUCAUCAAACAGAAACAUGAUUUUUCUGUUCAUCCACCAGAUCUGUCCUCAUUUUAUUUCCCUCAGUCUACAGAUUAUUCCUGUUUGUGUUAACAUAUCACUGUUUUUUUUUUGUUUUGUUUUGUUGCUUUUUUUUCAGUCAAACCAGAAGCAGGCAGAAUUAUCACAAGACGCAGAUUGUUGACACUUCUUUCAACUGCUUAAAACUGUUUUUAUUCAAAUUUCAUGCUUUUUCCAAAGUGCACGGAGAAGGAAAAAGUAUUGUUGGAAUGAUAAGAAACUUCAAUGUGUUUUUUUUUUUUGUUUUGUUUUUGUUUUUGUUUUUUUGUUUUUGUAAUACUGUAAGAAACCUUUGAGGUUAAUGUUAGAAAUGACUCUUUAGAAUCUGAUUAACUCGUCUCAAGCUGCAAACAGCUUCACCGCAGAGCUAAAGGACAGUUUCUUUCUGUUUACUCUCACAGUGGAAUCAGAAUGUUUUAGCUGACAUGUAUUUAUUUUUGUUGGCAGAUGGUUUUCAUCCUGACUUUGUGAUUCAUGUGUUCAAUUUUGACCCUGCUAUGCACCUGCUCUUCUCAGUGUUUUUAUCGGUGCCAUAAGACCUUUCAGAGUGACCUUUUUUAACUAGUUUAUGUUGCCUUCCUGAAACCUGUCCCCCUCCCUACUAAACAUAGAUUACCUGACUGAAUAGAAACACAUGAAGCCUCUAAAAGCUGUAGCAUAAAAAGCUGUGUUAGAGCUUCAAAGUUGCUCUUUAACAGACUGAUGUCAGCUCGUCUGUGUCGCUGUUUUCCAUGGAAAGUCUAAUCCCACAUUCUGGGAUAUAACCUUUUUAAGGCUAAUAACCUUUUUAUAAUUUAAAAUUUUUUUUUCUUCUUUUGCUUACAUCUUUAGCUGCCUUCAGUAUGUAUUUUAUGUUAUUGUGUUUUGUUAAAACAUAGUUAUUGUUCAAUUCAAAAAAGGAGUUGGGAGGAUGUGAAUUUGGUGAUGAUGGAGGAAGAAAAGUUUGUAGUUUUACAUUUUUAUCUUCUGUUGUUUAGUGUGUGUGAGGGAGAUGCUUCCCUCUCAGUGCACAUGUGCGAAUGAGAUCAUUUGUGCGUCUGUGUGUGCGGAUGAUGCAUGUCUGUGAAGGGGACAGGUUGAUGCUUUUUACACCACACGUGUGUAAUUACUAUUUACUAUCAAAGUGUAUGAUUGACCUGUAUAUUACAAAGAAAAAAGAAAAAAACAAAUAUACAAGUUAUUACAAAAAAUAAAAAAAAUUUUUGAAUAUAAAA